AUGAUGCCAACGACGACCGGAGAGAGAAGGGAAGCUUUCUGCCCAAGAAUUGGUGUAUUGGCCACCGGCGUCGACUCCGGCAGCAGCCGACUCAAACACGUGGUCGCUUCUGAGCUGUCUGUGAGGCACUUGUAUGAGAUCGCCAAAGUGAAGCAAGCUGACCCGUAG
Molecule: messenger RNA, 168 nt
Organism: Prunus armeniaca (apricot)
Lineage: Eukaryota; Viridiplantae; Streptophyta; Magnoliopsida; Rosales; Rosaceae
Source: the annotation of a GenBank genome assembly